UUCAUUUGCUCCGAUUCUGCGCACCCAAACCAGCGUACGUAGUUUGAUCUUGCGCUGGGGCGGAGAUGAACGGUCGUAAAUAUGGCGGCGGCCUUGGAGGAAGACGAAAUCGACAAUGAUGAUUAUUAUUCUCUGUUAAACGUCCGCAGAGAGGCCACACAGGAUGAGCUCAAGGCUUCAUAUCGCCGCCUUUGCAUGCUCUACCACCCAGACAAGCACAGAGAUCCAGAGCUUAAGAGGCAGGCAGAGCAGCUUUUUAACUUGGUUCACCAGGCCUAUGAAGUACUAAGUGAUCCACAAUCUAGAGCAAUUUAUGACGUAUAUGGGAAGAGAGGGCUGGAAGUGGAAGGAUGGGAGGUGGUGGAGAGGAAAAGAACGCCAGCAGAGAUCCGUGAAGAAUAUGAGCGACUUCAAAGAGAAAGAGAGGAGAGAAGACUACAGCAAAGGACCAACCCAAAGGGCACAAUAAGUGUGGGUAUUGAUGCGACAGACCUCUUUGAUCGCUAUGAGGAGGACUAUGAAGAGAUCUCUGGUAGUGAUAGCGGUGGCGCCGGCGGCUUACCGCACAUUGAGAUCAACAAGAUGCACAUAUCCCAGUCAAUAGAGGCCCCUUUGACAACCUCAGACACAGCCAUUCUUUCUGGCUCUCUCUCCACACACAAUGGUAAUGGGGGAGGAAACAUAAACUUGGCCUUGCGACGAGUGACCUCAGCAAAGGGCUGGGGAGAAGUUGAGUUUGGGGCAGGAGACACACAUGGCCCUCUCUUCGGGUUGAAGAUUUUCCGUAACUUGACUCCACGCUGCUUCACUACGGCUCAUUGUGGCAUGCAGUUUUCAUCCCGUGGUAUACGGCCGGCUCUCACUACUAUGCUUGCACGCCACCUGGACAAAAACACUAUGGGUUAUUUACAGUGGCGCUGGGGAACUCAGUCUUCCAUGAACACCAGCAUCGUCAGGGACACCAAAAGCAGUCAUUUCACCUUUGCUGUGCAGUUGGGAAUUCCACAUACAUUUAUCAUGAUGAGCUACCAGUACAAAUUCCAGGAUGAUGAUCAGACCAAGAUCAAGGGCUCUGUCAAGUCAGGGUUUUUCGGUACCGUGGUGGAAUACGGUGCCGAGACGAAGAUCAGUCGCCACAGUGUCCUGGGUGCUACCGUCAGUGUCGGAGUACCGCAAGGCGUCUCUCUCAAGAUCAAGUUGAACCGAGCGAGCCAGACGUACUUCUUCCCCAUUCACUUAACAGACCAGCUUCUACCCAGCGCCGUUUUUUAUGCCACUGUCGGACCACUUGUGUUCUACUUGGCCAUCCAGCGGCUAGUUAUCAGACCUUACGUUCGUGCUCAGCAGGAACAGGAGCUUGAGAAGCAGCGGGAGAGCUCGGCAUCAGACAUUGCCAAGAAGAAGCAAGAGGCAGAAGCAGCUGUUAUGCUGAUGCAAGAGUCUGUGCGUAGAAUUAUCGAAGCGGAGGAGUCCAGAAUGGGUCUGAUCAUCCUCAACGCCUGGUAUGGCAAGUUUGUGACAGACAACAGCCGUAAGCAUGAAAGGGCAAGGGUCAUUGAUGUGACGGUGCCUCUACAGUGCCUGGUGAAGGACUCCAAACUCAUUCUCACAGAAGCCUCUAAGGCUGGGUUACCGGGCUUCUACGACCCCUGUGUAGGUGAGGAGAAGAGUCUGAAGAUGCUGUAUCAGUUCAGAGGCGUGAUGCACCAAGUUCUAUGUGGUGACACAGAAGCACUCAGGAUACCAAAACAAUCUCACAGGAUUGAUAAUGACAGUUAGGAACAUGUAUCUCUUGAGCUGAAAGGGACAGUUUGGACUGGUAUAGACUGAUGAGACAGAUGUUCUGGAGUAGUGCCCUGGAAACUGUGCCCUUGAAAGUCUUCAUAUACCUAUUUUUCCUUUAUUUUGUGAUGUUUUAAUAUUAUUCUACAUGAUGUCUGUUUUCAAAUUAGAACAUUUAAUUUGCUGAAUUUCCUUGAAUUCCCUUUCCCAGAAAAGUUAGACAACAUAUAUAUUUUGUGUUGGUAGGCCUUACAACCAUUUUUAAACAAAAGUCCCCUUCCUCAAAUAUGGAUCCACAACGGUGCCUGUAAUCAGCACUCAGUGGAUAGAUGUAUUUUUCUCUCAUUACAUCACAGAGAAAACAUUGCUGCUUGAUCCUACUCACUGAAUCCCACAGGAGCUGGUGUAACCCAGCUGUCAGCCUUCUUUCUGUGUCUGACUUUUUGUACCCCCAGCUUCCAAAUAAAUGAUCUUGCAAAUGUUCAGGAGGCUAAGCAUGUUCUUAGUGAAACCCUGGCUGCUUAAUCAUUUGCAUUAUUUUUUCUUUCAUCCCAAUCCCUUGAGUCUAAUAUUUGAAGGCCCACCUCUCGUACUUUACAUCUGCCAGAAGUUUAAUAGGAAUUGAUGGGGCCAAUGCACACAAUAUGCCGGUACUGUCUAUUGCAUGCUGGUUGGGGAAACAAAAUGUGAAUUGUAUAAUAAAACUCAUGUAGGGCUUGUCUCCCACCUUGUGUCCAAAGACUUGAAUAGCAGUGGAUGAAGGGAUAAUAGUGUAACCUCCUCUGUUUAUAUUUUAUGCUCAAUCUCCCUCAAUCCCUGCAUUUUAGUGCCAUAAUUAAUACAUGGAAGAUCAAAACCUCUUUGGUUGAUUUCAACUUUUUGUUGCCUUUUUGGUAUUUGGGCGCUCCAUGGUGGUUAAUGAUUCAUCUUUUAUUUGAAAGACUGGCUGUAUGGAGUCAAUUUUUUUUUUUUUUUUUUUUUUUUGGAGAAGUAUAGUUUAUAUGAAAUGUGUCCAUUCUGCACACUUGCCAUUUGAAUGAUGUAAAAAAAAAAACAAUCGCCUCAAGACAAGUAUUGGUUGUCUGUUGGCUGAAGUAUCGGUUUGUUCAAAGGCGUUUGUCAUACUUUACCUAAUGGCCUACCAUUUGCAGCAAGUAUAGACUGUCAUUUUUUAAAUAAAUCAUCAAGGAACAAUGGAAA
This is a messenger RNA of Carassius gibelio (silver crucian carp), 2982 nucleotides long. RefSeq names its product dnaJ homolog subfamily C member 11. The coding region runs from base 82 to 1779 and encodes 565 amino acids. Gene Ontology annotation, biological process: cristae formation. The record is from RefSeq and is a predicted model, not a curated record. The transcript has 16 exons. Lineage: Eukaryota; Metazoa; Chordata; Actinopteri; Cypriniformes; Cyprinidae.